CUCCUCUUCGUCCCGUAGAGCAGCUGGAGCGAAUAGAGGAGGGUCUGGAUCAGAUCAACUCUGACAUGAAGGAGGCGGAGAAAAACCUGACAGACCUGGGGAAGUGCUGCGGCCUCUGCACCUGUGAGAAGUUGAAGGCCUUCGAGGACAGCGGGGCCUACAAGGCGGUUUGGGGCGGAGCCUCCAGUCGGGACGGGGUCGUGUCCAAUCAGCCGCCGUCGUCUCGAGUCGUCGACGAGCGAGAGCAGAUGGUCAUGAGCGGAGGAUACAUCCGCAGGCUGACGAACGACGCCCGGGAGGACGAGAUGGAGGAGAACCUGGCCCACGUCGGCAGCAUCGUGGGCAAUCUGAAAAGCAUGGCUCUGGACAUCGGCAACGAGCUGGAGUCGCAGAACGAUCAGAUCGAUCGCAUCCAGGAGAAGGCGAACCUGAACGUGUCCCGCAUCAACGCUGCCAACCAGAAGGCCAACAGCCUGAUGAAACGAUAGGCGGGCCCUGCAGAACCUGCAGCUGAGAGCCUCUGACUUCCUGUUCUGUGUUGUUGUUGUUGUUGAGCUCAUUCAGGAUUAUUUCUCACGUGGAGCCGUAGUUUAGUUGCAUCCCUGUGGUUUUAACGUCACCAAGCAAAGAGUUCAGGUCUGCAAAUGUUUUUUUUUUCAUGUAAGUAGGUCACUGCAGCAGAACCAGCCACCACACAAUCAGACUAAUGGAAAAACUCAAAACAGUGAGCGUGAGGACAUUCACGCACAACCAGUGGUUUCUUUGGGUUUGGGUGCAUUUUAAGCCAAAAAAAUGUUUAUUUUUUAAGAAUAACUUUCUCAGUAUAUGUUCAAAAAACUAACCUCCCACCACCAGUCCACUCUUAAAAUGUCUGAAUUUGUUUGAACCUGUGUGUCAGCGCGCCCUCCUGAGGCCACACCAGGUAUCGCACGCAGGAAAUAAACACGCUUUUUCUCCUCAGAGGAAGCUCUCUAGCGACACCAAGUGGACAAACGUGAAACUGCAGCUUCCUGGUGUCUCCAUCUUCUCUCCUCCUCCUCCUGUAGCCUGAAAUGGUGGAGAAACAACGCGAUGGAUUCAUGUUCAUCAGUCAUAAAAAAAAAACAUUAAGAUUUAUUAAAGAAAAGCCAAAACAUACAUAAUUAUUAGCUUGUUGUGGAUUAUAUGAAGCAUAAUUGUGUUUUUGCACUUUUUAUGAAAACUAAUUUGUUUUAUUCAGCUACCAGUUUUUGUUUCUCACAGUCUUGAGGUUUAUUUAUAAGGACAAAUAUAAUAUAAGGACAAAGCACUAAUAGGAGUGUACCUUUUGUGGUUUUAUGAAACUAUUAAUUAAAAUGUUUGUGCAAACA
This is a messenger RNA of Austrofundulus limnaeus, 1349 nucleotides long. RefSeq names its product SNARE_SNAP25N and SNARE_SNAP23C domain-containing protein. Gene Ontology annotation, cellular component: plasma membrane; SNARE complex. Gene Ontology annotation, molecular function: SNAP receptor activity; syntaxin binding. Gene Ontology annotation, biological process: synaptic vesicle fusion to presynaptic active zone membrane; exocytosis; synaptic vesicle priming. The record is from RefSeq and is a predicted model, not a curated record. Lineage: Eukaryota; Metazoa; Chordata; Actinopteri; Cyprinodontiformes; Rivulidae. Bases 66 to 488 code for a protein of 140 amino acids. The transcript has 4 exons.